This is a messenger RNA of Meloidogyne enterolobii, 1000 nucleotides long. The record is from the annotation of a GenBank genome assembly. Lineage: Eukaryota; Metazoa; Nematoda; Chromadorea; Rhabditida; Meloidogynidae.
UAGACGAAAGUCGAAAGGGGAAGAACUAAAAAAGGCGAAACUUGCCGAAGACGAAACACGAAAGGCGAAACUGGCACACUCCUGUUUUUCUAUAUAUUUUUCACUCUCGCAGCUCUUUCCUAUAUUUUUAUAUCACUUUUCAGCAGUAAAUGGCGUAAAUAAAAAAAGAAAAAGCUUUUUUUUUAUGUGUGAAAGCGCUUUUACAGCCGAGACAAAUUGAAAAUAAAAUUAUAAAAAUAUAGCUAAAAGCCCUCUCUUUAAUAUUUUCUCUCUAUAAAUUUUAUGUAAAGCUUAUAUUUAUUUUUAACUGACAAAACUCUCUAAAUAUUAUUCUGUGAAUGCUCAUUGCGCUGUCACCCCACAAUAAACGUGUGUUUGUCCUUUCGGCACAUAUUCUCUCUCGUUUCCUGGCAUUUUUACCCUCUUUUUCUAAUCCUCAAUUGAAAUUACUAAUAGAAAUAAUAUUUUUUCUCAUUUUACUUAAUAUAUAUUUUUCUGUUUUUCCCUAAAAAGUGUAGGUAAAAUAUAUCGAAUCCUUUCGAGAGAGUUGUCUAUUGCCUUAAAAGUUUGAAAAAAUGGUUGUAAUGCGAUCCUUUCAUUCCUUAUCCAUUUUAAUAAAAUUUAAGUUUGUUUAAAGCCCUUACAAACAACGAAGCGCAUUCUUUCAUUAUCCUUCAGGGGUCUUGCCGACAUUUAAAUAAAUUCCCGAUUUUAAGAAUCAGACAACAUGAUUCUUUUUCUAUUCUAUGAUUUUUUAGUUUCGUUUCGCUUUACUACAAUUAAAGAAAAUUUUGUUUCGCUUUCGUUUCGCUUUUGUUUCGCUUUCGUUUCGUCUUUAGUGUUUUACAGUUUCGAAUGUGUCUCUUCCUUCUCUCUCACUCUCUCUCAUUUAAAAAAAUUUUAUUUUGUCCUCAAUCAACGAAAUCUGAUAUACCUAGAUAGGUCCUUUCUUUAUGUUUUUAGUUUCUUUUUCCCGAUCCCGUUCUUCCUUUUCACUUAA